GGGGAAGAAACCAUAGAAAAGUUGGGACAAGGCCUAAAUCUAGGCAGAACUCAACAUGAAAAAGGGCAGCAGUAUGUACUUUUCACUCUUUGGACUCCCUCUUACAUUCCCAUUAUUCAUUGCGUACUUACCAACCUAUCAUUGACCUUUUUCCCCUCAUUAACAUCAUCAAAAUUUGACAACCCAUUUCAAUUUUAAAUAUCAUAACAAGCUUCUUUCUAUUAAUCUUCAUCAGUGUAUGACAUAUCCAAUUAUUCAUACUUUGUUAAUCUGAAAAAAAAUCACCCAACUCUUCAAAUUCUAAUUCCCAAUUGGGUUUUUAAAGUUUUUCUUUCAUCUGCAAAGGGUUUGAAAUUCAUGCUUUAUUCUUGAGAGUUAUUGUAGCCUUUUUCAGUGGGAAAUAGCCAAUUUUUCUGGCUUUUGCUUUGCAAGAUUCAAAUUUUUGUGUUCUUUGUGUUGGGUUUUCUUUCUAUACUAGCAGCUUUCAAGAAUUUUGGCUCAGAUGACUUCUGGACCAUUUUUGGUUCCAAGGACCUCUGGAAGUGAGAAUGACGUGGAAAAUGGUUUCUUUGGGGAAGAGAGAGAUAAAGCAUUGCGAAACACCAAACUGGUGAAGAUACCUAAUACAGCGUUAUUGUCCGGAAUGGCUUACUGCAUUUCAUCCUGCGGCAUGAUACUCAUAAAUAAAUAUGUCUUGUCUAGCUAUGACUUCAAUGCUGGUAUAUCUUUGAUGUUGUAUCAGAACUUCAUUUCAGUACUUAUUGUGUCUACAUUGUCCCUCUUGGGUGUCAUAUCUACUGAGCCUCUAACGUGGAAAUUAAUUAAGGUUUGGAUACCUGUGAAUAUUAUAUUUGUCGGGAUGCUCAUUACAAGCAUGUUCAGUUUGAAAUUCAUUAACGUUGCUAUGGUCACGGUCCUCAAGAAUGUCACCAAUGUAAUGACUGCAGUAGGUGAGAUGUACCUCUUCCAGAAACAUCAUGAUAAUAGAGUCUGGGCUUCGCUAUUCUUGAUGAUCAUUUCAGCUGUUUGUGGAGGAAUCACGGAUCUAACUUUUAAUGUUGUUGGCUAUACGUGGCAAAUUAUCAACUGUGUUCUAACUGCUUCAUAUUCUUUGACAUUACGUCGUGUCAUGGACACAGCAAAGCAAGUCACUCACUCGGGAAACUUGAACGAGUUUACUAUGGUCUUGUUAAAUAACACUCUCUCAUUGCCUUUGGGUGUAUUGCUUAUAUUCACAUUCAACGAGGUGGACUAUCUAUAUGAAACCCCGUUGCUCAAGUUGCCGAGCUUUUGGUUAGUGAUGACACUAAGUGGAGUUCUUGGUCUGGCUAUCAGCUUCACUUCUAUGUGGUUUCUCCAUCAAACAGGGGCUACUACUUACAGCCUUGUGGGUUCUCUUAAUAAAAUCCCCCUCUCGAUUGCUGGCAUCGUUUUGUUCCAUGUUCCUACCAGCUUGCAGAAUUUUACAAGCAUCCUUUUCGGUCUUUUAGCCGGAGUGUUUUUCGCUCGAGCAAAGCUAAAAGAAAAAUCCCAGUCCGUAUAGUUGGGGUACUAGCUAGUUCAACUGUAUGUCUAAUUGGAAAAGUCUCGUUUUUACAAUUUUCCGGCAUAAUUAAUGAUUGGUUCUCCGAUUUCGGGUUUUUAUGCUAUGAGUUGAGCAGCCUUUCGGGAUGAAAACGAAGGAGAUUAAACGUAUUCAUUUGUACAGGUGAAUUGAGUUUUCGUGUUCUUCGAGUAUAGUAGAUGGAGGCGGUCUUGUAGUUGUAGCCCGCCUCCUUCCUUUCACAUCUUUGGCCAAGUAUGUAGGAGUAGAAAUUAUUUAUUUCUAAUUUAUGUUACAAUUAAUUCUUUUGUAAUUUUCCACAAAGGAAAUUUGUAAUCAAAAACAUUAUAUGAAGGUCGAAGACCUGUGUGAAUGUAAUCUCCUGUUGAGUUAUAUCAAUAAUGAAAAGCUAAGUUCAACUUGUAGGGUCUA
Amaranthus tricolor (Joseph's coat) is the source of this 1975-nucleotide messenger RNA. Its product is annotated as GDP-mannose transporter GONST1. The transcript has 9 exons. The record is from RefSeq and is a predicted model, not a curated record. NCBI's taxonomy places the organism in Eukaryota, Viridiplantae, Streptophyta, Magnoliopsida, Caryophyllales, Amaranthaceae. Bases 503 to 1543 code for a protein of 346 amino acids. Gene Ontology annotation, cellular component: Golgi apparatus. Gene Ontology annotation, molecular function: GDP-mannose transmembrane transporter activity; antiporter activity.